CAGGAGCUGAACUCCAGCAGGAGUUUGAUUGUAUGGCUGUGAAAACCGAGUAUAAAAUGGUUUUUUAAGGCAAAACACGUGUGGUGACCCUUGCAACGGUUGAGACUGGAAAACCAACCAUCUUCUUCAGACUAAAUCAAGACCGUUCAUCAAUCUGAACGUGGACAUGUGUCGUCCAUACAGUGAACCGUCACGUUUUCCUGAUGCUCAGCACACACAUCAAAGACUGCCUCUCGAGUUCUUCGGGAAGAGAAAGAGAGAAUAGAAGAAGCACAAACGCUCUCUGAAUCAACAACUUGUCUGCUUCCUUAGCUUCUGUGUGUUCGUUAUCUUCCUCAUCUUUAACACAUAAAGCUUGCAGAGGAACGAACACUAGUAAAAAGUGCUUUUUUUUUUUUUUCCUUUUUUGUGAAGGUGGAAAUGGCGAGCUCAGUGGGGAAGGAGGCUGCAAAAGAGGAUGUUUUUUCCUUGGAACUCCCUGCGCCUCCUGGUUGGAAGAAGAAGUUUCUGCCAAAGCAAGGUGGAACCCCUAAGAAAAAUGAGAUCAUAUUCACAGCUCCUACAGGGGAGGAAAUAAGUAACAGAAGACAGUUGGAACAAUACCUGAAAGCGCAUCCUGGUGGUCCAGCAGUAUCAGAAUUUGACUGGGGCACUGGUGAGACUCCAAGGAGGUCAGCCAGGAUUAGUGAGAAGGCAAAAGCAACUCCCACACCAGAAUCUGAGCCCCCAAAAAAACGAAGCAGGAAAUCAUCUGCGUCAAAGAAGGAUGGCAAAGAGAAAGAAGCUGCCUCUGGAGGAACUGAGGAGUCAAAAGUUACUGACAUACAAGAAGAUCAGAAAACAGAGAAAGACAGUGAAGAUGCUGAUGCCAAAAAGGAUGUUGUGAAGGAAAAUCAAGAUGAGAAAGCUCAAGAUGCAGGUACCAAAAUUGAAGCAGCUCCUGCUGGAGAAGCUGCAGCUGGUAAAGAAUCUGAUUUACCUAAUAAUUCUGAGAAAGCUACUGAGUCAGAGCAAGGAAAUUCAGAAGGGAUUACUGUUGGAAAGAAAGUUGAGGUUUCUGGAAUAAUUCAAAAUGAAAGUGGAAAUACAGAGGCAGCAAAAUUACCAGAAAAGGUUGAGCAACAACAGGAUGAGACAGAGAAAAAUAUAGUGGCUGGGGAGCAGAUCAAAGUCGACACUAAUGCUGACAAAAAAAGAAAUGAAACAGAAGGAGAGGAGAAAGAAAAGUAUGAGAAAAAAGCUACUGAAUCUGAAGGUGAAAUAAAUGAAAAAGAGAAGCAUGACAUAAAAGCGACUGAAUCUGAAGGAGAAGUAAAGGAGAAAGAAUCUGCAAAGGGAAACGAGGAACAUAACAAUACCGGCAUUCAUGAAGCUAGCAAGAAGGUUGAAGAAGUAAGUGAGAAUGGCAACCAUGGAAAUGAGGCUGGUAAGGUCAACCCCUGAGAAUAAACAGGCUGGCUCUCUCCUCUCACUCUGACACAUUGAAAUAUCUGGAAAUAUGUCUGUAGUUUUAAUGUUGAUGUUAAUUUUAGCUUCAGAUUUGUUUUUUGAAACAUCAGUCUAUACAAUCAUUGGUUAGGGUUAUAAUGUAACCUUCUUUUGUUGUACUGCUGAGGCAUGUAAACCUGCAAUGACCUAUUGUAACAUUAUGUGUAAAAUACUGGUUAUGUAAUAUUAUGAUGCAGUCCUGUAUUAAGGUAGUAAUCCGAAAAUUUCGAAUUUUACA
Molecule: messenger RNA, 1726 nt
Organism: Ziziphus jujuba (common jujube)
Lineage: Eukaryota; Viridiplantae; Streptophyta; Magnoliopsida; Rosales; Rhamnaceae
Product: methyl-CpG-binding domain-containing protein 11
Exons: 3
Coding region: 421-1443 (340 amino acids)
Molecular function (GO): DNA binding
Source: RefSeq, a predicted model, not a curated record